Dicrocoelium dendriticum is the source of this 277-nucleotide messenger RNA. The record is from the annotation of a GenBank genome assembly. Lineage: Eukaryota; Metazoa; Platyhelminthes; Trematoda; Plagiorchiida; Dicrocoeliidae.
CCACAUGAACUAUUUUAGUUUGGUAUUAAUUAUAUCGGUUGCGGCUACCAUGGGGCUGGCACGAACUCCACAUAUUGAUCAGUGUUUUGCGCGAUGUGAACAACUCUACAACUGGUUUCUCCAAAUGUGUCUGCCUAGAAUGGAAGAAAUGGCGUGCUUGGGUAUUGCAUAUAACAAUACGAUAGAUUGCAACUUCAAUUGUAUGGAAGCAGCAGUGUACACCUGCAGCAAUUGUUUUUUAGAGCAGUGAGAUUUGUUUUGUGAGUCGAAUAAGAAC